Molecule: messenger RNA, 1333 nt
Organism: Meloidogyne enterolobii
Lineage: Eukaryota; Metazoa; Nematoda; Chromadorea; Rhabditida; Meloidogynidae
Source: the annotation of a GenBank genome assembly
AAACUUUAAAAAAUACAAAAAAAUGGAAGCAUUACCCUCACAUCUAAACGGAAUUGUAACAGAAAAUGGAGUUUUAUCAAAUAAAUGUGACGAUCAACAACCAACAAAAAAUGGUUACCACCAAAAUGGAUAUAUAAAUGGAGUAAACAAAAAAGAUUUAAAAAAUGUUGUUGGAAAUGGCUGUGAAAUGCCAGCUUUGAAUGGGUUAACUAACGGACACGCUAAAGAUGCAGUUAAUGGAACUAUCGCCCACAUUCCUCGUCCAUUACGGCCGAAUCAACGUCUUCGAAUAGCCCAAAUAGCUCCUCUAUUUGAAAGUGUUCCUCCAAAAUUGUAUGGAGGUACUGAACGUGUAGUCCAUUAUUUAACAGAAGAAUUGGUACGUAGAGGGCAUCAAGUUACUCUUUUUUGUUCCUCUGACAGUAAAACUAGUGCAGAAAUGGUUGCUAAUGAUUUUUGGCCAGCUUUACGUCUAAAUCCUGUUUGUAUACCUAUAAUUCCAUUUUUGUGUAUGUUGGAAGAUGUAAGAAAAAGACAGAAUGAUUUUGAUAUUUUGCACUUCCACACAUUCGAACAUUUCGGCAUGUUAAAAGACAUUAGUGAACGUUCAGUAACUACACUACACGGAAAGCUUUGUAUUCCGGACUUGGUCCCCCUCUUUUCAUGCUUUCCCCACUCCAAACUAAUUUCAAUCUCCGACAACCAACGAACACAUUUAAAACACAAAAAUCCAAAUUUUGUUGGAACUGUUUACCACGGAAUACCAAAAGAUAUGUUCAAUUUCACAGCAAAACCGAAAGGAGAAGAGCCUUAUUUGGCCUUUCUGGGGCGCAUUGCAGAGGAGAAGAGACCUGAUAUUGCAAUUAAAAUAGCGGUGAAGGCUGGGAUUCCGUUAAAAAUAGCUGCAAAAAUUGAUAAAGUAGAUGUUGAAUUUUGGGAGACUGAGGUUAAGCCGUUAGUUGAUCAAAAUCCGGAAUUGGUGGAGUAUAUUGGGGAAAUUACUGAUAGUCAAAAGGGAGAAUUUUUGGGGAAUGCGAGAGCGUUAUUGUUCCCGAUCGACUGGAAUGAACCUUUUGGACUUGUUUUGGCCGAGUCUAUGGCUUGUGGAACACCUAUAGUUGCCCGUCCUUGUGGGUCUGUUCCGGAGGUUGUGGAGGAGGGAGUAACAGGAAUAAUUUUUGAUACAAUCGAUGAAGGUGUAGAAGCCGUUAAACGAGUACACAAAAUGGAUAGGGCAUUGGUACGUGAAACUUUUGAGAAGCGAUUUACUUCAGAAAUAAUGGCAGGGAAUUAUUUGAAGAUUUUUGAGAAGAUGAUGACUCAGACAGAAUAA